Molecule: messenger RNA, 9674 nt
Organism: Perca fluviatilis (European perch)
Lineage: Eukaryota; Metazoa; Chordata; Actinopteri; Perciformes; Percidae
Product: transmembrane and coiled-coil domain protein 3-like
Exons: 4
Coding region: 6346-7716 (456 amino acids)
Cellular component (GO): endomembrane system
Source: RefSeq, a predicted model, not a curated record
AGUAAAAUCUGAAUCUGCAACAUAACCAGUAACCUUUCUCUUUCAGGUAAAUUUAGUAAUGUUUUCCUCUGAAGUAUAUUACACAGUAAGUAGCCUACUAGACUGCUGAGUUGCAUAUUUUGUAAGUGCUUUGGGGGGCUUUUAUAAGUUAUUUUGGGGUAGGCCUACAAUGAGUUAGAAUAGUAACAUAAUUCCAUAUUUUUUAUAUUUAAACAUCAUAAUAAGUGUAUUGCUGUUUGGCCCUUUUAGUCGGGGGGCCCCAGGCAGUUGCCUUUUGGUAAAGACCGACCCUGGUGUUUUUCUGCCGUGAACCACAGUGUAUUUCACCGGUGUUUGAGCGUGAGUAUGUCUGAGAGCAACUAUGUCAUGGCAGGUGUAUUGCUCAGGACCUCUUUAUAUACAGUCUAUGCUCCAGUGGGAAGUUGUUUGUACGAGCGGUUCUCAAGACCAAGUACAGUAACCCAGUCCUGAAUUGAAUACCUAUGUUUUGAAUUGAAAUUGGUGAUUUUGAUGGGUGUUUAUUCAUCCACAUGGUGAUUCCUUUAUGUUGUAGUUUGUGGGAGUGUUGUAUUGCAUUACAUUGCAGGUGUUUUUAACAUUUGUCCUUCUCCAACCAAAUAAGAUGGACAAAGCAUUUUACUUCCAAUACAAGAGAAACUGAAAGUCUUAAGUAAGGUGUUUAUUACAGUUGUUUUUCACUCCAUCACUCCAACAGGUGUUUCUGUUUUAUGUGACCACUCAAUGACUCAAUGCCUGACCUAGUUUUUGAAGAGAAAAAAUAAAUAAACCUGACAUCCCCUUAUUUGAUGUGUAGUGCUCAUGUUAACUAUUUUGUAUAUCCUGACAUUUACAGUAUCAUGUAGAAGGAUAUUAUAUCACACAUUUAACAUUUAACUUUUUUUUAUAAUUGAUUUUAUCAUAGUGAACCGAUAAUCUUUAUUUACCACACAGAUUCUUACAAUAUCAUACACUUGACACACUAUAAUAAUUGUAUGCAUAAUUUGUAAUAAGUGCUAAUGUUUUGUCAACAUUAAUUCAAAGCGUGUUGCAAAGAAGGGAUUGAAAUGUCCUGAUUACAGCCUGAUGGCAUCUUAUUUUAUGUCUUUACACAGAAAUGUGGUCAAGUUAGUCCAUUUUUUUAUGUAGCCCAAAUCACAAAGUUGCCUUUGUGCUUUAAAUAUUUUUUACAUCAUACAACUCAACCAUUUACUCAGAUAAGAUAAAAACAACCAGCAAAACACCUUCAACACUUACUAACUAACUGGGGAAAAAACAUCCAACCAUGUGACAAUUUUAAUGUAUGAUGCUCAGAAAAAUCCCCUAAUGUGUUGUGACAGUUCAACCUGAGUAUGUUAUAAAGCCAGGUGCUCUCCGUCAAUGACACAGAGGAGAGGAAUGCUCCAUCAUGUGUGAGUCUUGUGCAAUCAGAGAGUCAGUCUGGUAUCGUGCAGCAGGUUUUUUCUCUUCCUAGUAUAUGUAUGAGCUUCCAGGCCUGCCACUCUUGUAACCUGUAGUCUUCAAAGGGAUGAUGCAUGUGAAAGGGAGCUCUGGCAGCUUUUCUUCGGCCUGUUUAGCUUUUUAUUAAAACUCCCCUGCUGCCAUGUGAUCAUUUGCAGAUACUUUAGACUAAAAUGUAACUAUAAAUGAAUGAAAUCAAUAACAUUUUCCCUGGAAUAGAGCUUGAAAGAUUCACACAAAUAAUUUGAGUCAGCUUCUCAAGUAAACAAUUAGACGGUUGUGGUAUAACUGCCAACACAAUAUAAUGGAAUAACAUAUCUGACUGUUUGGCUGGUUUAUUACUGUGUAAUUAUUCUUUUCCUCCUGUUGUUGGCAGCAAAAAACAUUCCAGUUUUGCUCCUCAAAAAGCCAUUGUGCAGCAGAUAUAGUGGGUUACAGGCCAAAGAUGAUGCAACACCUCAGUUUAAGUGUGAGUCUUUACCCUCACUGGGUAGUGGCUCUGUAGAGAUGUGCGUGCCAUUUCUCAGUGACAUGUCUGUCCUCACAUGAACCUUAUACCUGUAUUUGUUCUCUAACAUAUCACCCCACAAAAGGCAAACACAUUAGCCAUCACAUCAGUAUAAUUAGCUAACUUUUAUUAUGCUACGUUCUGUAUGUUAUGAAUCAUUUCCAGGCAACUAUUGUACCAUUUGUUAUUCUUUUUUUUAAGGUCUGCUUUUUAAUGGCUACUUCACUCUUCACCAACCCUGCUAUGUCAUUAGCUCUAUUCACUCUCUCACUUUGAAUCAGUGCAUUGAAUAUAGUUGCAUAUUUAUCUUAAUUGAAUCCCAUUCAAUACUUUCCCAGUCCACGGGGGCAAGCAGAUGCUGGGAGUGUUAAUGGGCUAUUGAUUUAGUCUUGAAUCAGCUUGCUUAUGAGAUAAUGGCGACUACGUCUUAAGCAAUUCACUCCACUGACCUCCGGGGGAUUAGUCAUUCAGGAAUCUCUAGACUUCCAUCUCUGUUGCUAUAGUUUUAUUUUCUCUGUUAUUCUAAUGAGGCAUACUGUUUGGCCUCUAAAGAAAGUAUUUGUGAUUAAAGUGUGGCCGCAUAUGCAGCUGUGGGAUGCAGAUGAGAGGAGGAGAUGUUGGGUCAGCAUUCAUACAAUCAAAGUUUUGCUCCCUGUCGCUCUCACUCUCUCCCUCUGUGGUUUUCUUCCCGUUUCCCUGUGUGAGCUCUGAGUGGGAGAGUGUCUGUAUCCAUGAGGAUCAGCUGGAGGGAAUACCAAUAAGCACUGCAGGCUUCUUCCCCUCUGUGGUUCUGUUCUCUGCUGAAGGGACGGUUUUGUUCCAUCUCAAUGAGUGUGCCAGCUCAAUUGCCCUGUGUGUGUGUGUGCAUGUAUUUGGGGUGCACAGAGGCAUUGACAGAGGGAACGCUAAAAAAGUGUCACCCUAUGCACCACACACCACAGCCUCAUCAUUUUGACUCAAAGUUCCUCAGAUCACUGCAAACGCCUGUGCUUGUAGUAGUGUCUGUGUGCCUGCAUGACCUGAACCUACACUGUGAACUGAUGGUUUCACCAGAUUACAGCUGGGAUUGUGAUGCCGUCCUGUUUGCAUAAAAAAAAAGUCUGUGGCUUUAUUAAUGACCCCUCCCAUCAGGGAGGUACAGCGAGUUUAACAAGAAACAGGCUCAGUUUCUGUAUGUCCUACUUAUCUGAAACAAUAUUUAUUUCACUAAUACUGCUCAGUUCACCCGCUACACUAGAUACCCACCCAGUUCUGAAUAAUUUGUGUGCUUUCACCUCACUCCAGUUCAGCAAUGCUGAAUUGCUGCUUUGCCUGUUUCUUCUAGUGCUGCACUGGGACAUCUUUUUUGCAUGAAAAAUAUAAUCGCUAACUAGAUCAUUGAUCUAAGAAAGAGCACACUGCAGUGCAAGAUAAGCAGCAUCUGUUUCUAUCGACUCCCUCGACUUUGCCCCCAAAAUGUAGCUAGAAGAUUUGGACGGAUUUCUCAAGCAGAACAACACAAUGCUCUUCCUUGUUGGGUUAAGAUUGAGGCUAAUGCAGUUAGAACUUUAUGUUAUGCUGUCUAGCGAGGUCAGAGCAUAUUAAAUGGGUCAUGGUGUUGGACAGACGCUGUGUGCUAUGUAGGGCAGCGUGGGGGACAGGGGGCUCAAACAGGGCUGAGGUGUAAGGGAAGCACCCUGGGGGCACACUGGGCCUCCUGUAGAUCCUGUUGGUGGAGAUGAUGAUGAUUAGGAUGAUGUGCGCUACUGUGCUGUGUUUGGGAGCGUCCCCCCUUUGUUCUAUUCCUAUCCUCUUAUAGGUUUUGGUUUCUGUAGCUCUCUCUCUUUUUUGUCUACCACUUUCUGUCUGUCUGUCUUCUUCUGCUCUACUGACACACUAAUAUCAAUUGGUAAGUCAAAUAGCAGUGGGCGUAACGCCUGGCUCGUUAAUUUCACAACAUUUUCUCACAUUGAUAGUGAUAUACCAGAUUUUAAGCAUAUGAUCAGACAGAUGGGUCUUGCACAGUCCAGCUUUGAAAUCCCAAAGAAUCUCAGUCAGUCAAGUAGGAGUUCAUCCUGUGGCUCAAGGACACCCAUACACGUCACCUGGCUCCAAUACAUGAAAUUCUAUUUGAUCAAACUCUACCCUGUGUUGAAUCUGUGACCUCUCAGUUAUGGACUGUCCACCUAACUGUCAGACUUUACCGCUGCCAUCUGCCGUGUUGUUCAAGCAGCGUUUCCCCUAGUUACUGAGCUUUCACCCCUCCCGUCGUCUCCUGCCAUCCCCAAAGGCCCUUUAAUCCUGGCCCUGUUUCACCCUCCUACCUCAACCACCCCUGGAGAAUGCCUGCAUAAGUGUUUGGGAGAAACAGAGUGAAAAGUAGGGCAGCUCCUCAGUAGAUUUGGGAGGACAUUUUCAUCAGCAUGAGUCUAACUCAUUUAGCAGAGCCACUCAUCCAGAGAGACCCUCAGAUUUCUCCAGCAGUAAGUCAGCGCGGGUAGAAAUCUUGAGUAACAGCAGUAGUGGCGGUGGAAAUGGGCUUAUUACAUUUCUUAUCAAAAAAUAGUCUGAUGGCAUACUCGUUUUUAGGUUUGAAUGCGUGUAAAACAUCUGGGUUGUGUUAUUCAUGUUAUCUGCGCUGCUCUUAUGAAUCAGAUCUUAUUGUGCCAAAAGACAUCUUGUUUUAAUAAGACAAAGCUUACGCCCCUCAUUCCAGCUGUGUCAUACAAGUUUGGCUUGACAUUUAAAUAUGGAAGUUGCAUCGAUACGCUUUCCACUGCAGGCCUCAGCAGUGAUCCAUUAAUGGCACCUUGAAGCAAUAAACCUACACCACUGUGUUCUGUGUUUGGCGACUAAUGCUACAAAAGAGAAUAUUGAACAUUUCACAGUUAAGGCUGGUGGUGGGAGAGCGCCUGAGGAGCUAGCUUAGUUCCAGUAAGCUGUCUGGUCGAACAGGCAGCUCUUUGUGUUUGUUGUUUGAAAAUGAAGCAAGACUGGGUAAUAUGAGAAACCUACACACAAGCCUACAUUACACUUCCUCUUGAAGAAGGAGGAUAUUAGGCUCCUGUAUGACAAACAGGUUUGACAAAAGGACAGCUUUUGUGUGAACCCGAUUGUUUUAUCAAGCGAUAUUGCAUGCACUCUGGAAGGAGCAGGAUUGUGAUUGGGCGCAGGGCUCCUCAGGCUAUACGUCAGGCCAGUCAAUCCAUAUGCAGUAGCUCGCUCGUCAGAGUCCUGGACAGAGCAGAGGUAGGACAUGACAAAGUGUGCUUUUUUCUCCGCAGACAAAGAGUCCUGUGUUCAAGAAGGACAGAUGCCAGAGAGGGGUAAAGAGUGGGAUGAGGACAGAGGCUGAAAUACCCCAGGCAUGCUUGUAGAAAGGAGCAUGGCAUUCUCUGGUUACACACUAUACAUAAAUAAGUAUGUGAUAUGUAUGUACAGUAUAAUUAUAGGCACCAUAAUUACAAAAUAAUUACUUUAUAUACAUGUACAUACAAGACUAGAUUGUAACACGUUGAUGUUUAGCAAGUAUAUUGUUUACCAUGUUCACCAUCUUAGUUUAGCAUUUUAGCAUGCUAACAUUGGCUCCAAAGUACAGCUGAGGCUGAUGUGGAUGAUGUUAAUUUUUGCAGUUUUUGUGUUGCACAUUAUAGCGAAACCACAUUCUAGUAAUAAAUGGAGAUGUCAGAGAUGAUGCAACAAAUCCUUGCUCACCGUUUCACCCUCACGAAAACAAGUUUGACUAGUUGAUUGAGUGUAACGGUCACAAUGCAUUGCAACAGCAAGUAUACGGGAAUGUCUAAUUGGAUGACUUAAGCUCAACAGGUUUGAAAGAGGAAUAGUCCUCCUGAGUGACAAUGUGUUUUUGUUUUAUUAUUAUCUGUUACUCGGUGUGUACGUCGAGUCAUACUUAAUCACCCUAUUGUUGGUAAACCCUGUUUCACCGGACAGUCAUGAGCCGAGGAGUGUCAGUGUGUGUGGUGUGCAUAGGUAAAUUGUACAGGUACUUAGCACUUGUGCAAUAUGUAACCAUUACAUGAUGAUGUGGGAAUGCUAAGCAGGAUUCAGCCCUAAGUCUGCCUGAGUUUGCUGUGAUCUGUUUAUUUGCUUAAAACUAGCUGUGUUACAUUUGUUUAGGAUUAGUGCAGCUUUGUACAGCCCAUAGUGCUUGUUGUACAACAUUUUGUGUUAGGCUUGAUCAGCUUACAUCUCCUGUCAUUACACUGGUGUAGGACUGUCGUCAACUUGAAACUUGAAAUUAAUUGCAGUGUCAUUUACACUUGAAGUGAACUAUUGUUCUAAAAAUUAAUAAAUAAAUUCUGUCUUCACAGCUUUCGUCAGUUUCCUCUUCAUGUGAGGACCGGAGUACUGAGGGCAGUUUCCUGAGCAUCCUUGGGUCGAUGCGUCGGGGUUCCUCAGAGAACAAUCUGGACCUGGAUCUGAGCGAUGGAGGUCCUGGUCCUGCGGUGGGCUGCGAGGUCCAGCGUAGUCGUUCUUGCUUGGACAACCUCCAGCAGAAGAUACUAAAAGUCACGGAGCAGCUGAAGAUUGAGCAGACGGCCCAGGACGAGAACGUAGCCGAGUACCUGAAGCUGGUGAACAGUGCGGACAAGCUGCAAGUAGGGCGCAUCAAGCAGGUGUUUGAAAAGAAGAACCAGAAGUCAGCUCAAAACAUUGCCAAGAUGCAAAAGAAGCUGGAACAGUACCAUCGAAAGAUGAAAGACAGUGAAACGCACCACAUCCCAUCCCCUCACCCAUCUACUGUCAAACACAUUACCUUACCCAGGGAGUCUCCCAGAGAGCUGCUGAGGGAUAUGACUGGCAGCGGCCGACACCCGACCAUGGACAAGAUCAAGACCAUCGGCCCAGGUGUUUCCCUCUCCCCUCCUUUCUUCUUCAGCAAGCCUCGAGAGUUCGCCAACCUUAUCAGGAACAAGUUUGGCAGUGCUGACAACAUCGCCCACCUCAAGACCACUCUGGAUGCUUCCUCACCGCUCCCCACUGACAGUGCAGGAAAGGGGCUGAGUAGCAGCACCUCCAUGGUGGGAAAGCCCAAGUAUCCCAGUGAUGAUGAGAGCUCCUCGGGGAGCGCCUCCAUUUCAGCAGACAGUAAUGGGCAGCCAGCAGGGGGAGGAGUGUCGGCGGUGCAGGCGCAGGGCCAGGACCAACAGGCCAGGGGAGACAGCCAGAGCAAACUGGCUCUGUGCCUGGAGGAGGUGAGGGAGAUCAAAGAUGCCCAGAGCCAGCUGGAGGAGGAUAUGGAGGAAAUAAAGGCUCAGUUCAAGAGAGAGUAUGGCAUCAUCAGCCAAACACUGCAGGAAGAGAGAUACAGGUACGAGCGUUUGGAAGACCAACUAAAUGACCUGACAGAACUUCACCAAAACGAGAUGACUAAUCUAAAGCAGGAACUGGCCAGCAUCGAGGAGAGGGUGGCCUACCAGGCUCAUGAAAGGGCCAGUGACAUACAGGAGGCUCUGGAGUCGUGUCAGACGCGAGUGUCCAAGCUGGAGCUCCAGCAGCAGCAGCAGCAGACGGUCCAGCUUGAGAGCCGUGAUGCCCGGGUCCUGCUGGGAAAGAGCAUCAACAUCAUGCUGGCCAUCAUCACCGUCAUCCUGGUGUGUGUCUCCACUGCUGCCAAGUUUGCUGCUCCACUGAUGAGGAGCCGGCACCAAGUGGUAGCUACCUUCUUGGGAGUUUGUUUUUUGACCAUAUUCUGGAAGAACUGGGACCGUUUACAGUAUGCCAUAGACAGGUUGCUGGUACCUGCCUGAUGGUGAAAAUAACACUGCAGAAACAUGGACACUGUCGGUUGUCAGGAUAGGACUGUCUAAGGAUUGGUUGUACAAUCGUCACACACACACAAGAUCGCCAUGCAUUUACAGAGGUCAUGGUUUUUCAGUCAAACUGAAAUAACAUUUUUGUGAUUUCUUUCUUGUUUAGAACUUGAAUAUGUGUUGCUAACAAUUUUCAUUUAACCUUUAAAAUAAUAUUUAUAUAACAGUACAUUUUGUUACUUCUCUAAGGAUUGUUAUGGAAUCAUCACAAGACAUAAAUAGUCAAUUCAAGGAUCAAGAAGGGUGGAGAGAAGCGCUCAUGAGACUCUUGAGUACUCUUGAUUAUUUGGUCUCAUUUUGCUUCAGCUUGACGCUAACGUCUCUCAAACCGUAAAAAUUGCACGCAACAUGCACACACAAACAAAACCUCAAGCUUGAUAUCUUGUUGGCCACAGUUAUGAAAUGCUAACGUCACCCUAAGAGGAUUAGUUGGACAUUUUGGGAUAUACACUCAUUUGUUUUCUACGAAAGUUAGUUGAAAAGAUCGAUACUUUUCAUAUUUGUACAGUAAAUAUGAAGCUACUGCCAGCAGCCAGUAAGCUAAGCUUAGCAUGAACACUGAAAACAGGGGGAAACAGCUAGCAUGGCUCUGUCCAAAGGUAACAAAAUCCACCUAUCAGCACCUCUAAAGCUCACUAGUUAACAGUCAUCUAAACAUCUUGUUUGUUUAAUCUUCACAAAAACCAAAGUGUAAAAAUGACACGAAAUAGUCAGGCACAUAACCCUCAAGGUAUUGUUUUUACACUUUGUUUUUAGAGGUUCAGAGGUACUUGUAGUUGGAUGCAGGCUAGCUGUUUCCCCCUGUUUUGAGUCUUUAUGCUAAGCUAACCUAACUGGCUACUGGUUGUUUAUAUUUAGCAUACAGAUAUGAGAGUGGUAUCCAUCUUCUAAACUAACUCUCAUCAAAAAAGAUUUUCUUAAAAUGUUGGAACUGUUACUUUAAAUGAAGAAUCUACAGACUAAAACACAGAGGCAAUAGACAUCCUCUUUCUUUUUUAUGUUUGUUUUUUUCUUUUCUUUAUUCCUUAUUGUCUGCCCUCUGUGGUCAGUCAUCUCUUAAAGUUUUUCUGUUUACUGUUGCUGAUGUUUAAAGUGCAAUAUAUUUGAUUUCUACGAGCACUGUUUUUUUAAAUGUUUCUUUUAGGAGUGAACGUUUCACGUCAAUGAUUUACAGUGACAGGGUGCUGGUGCUGUGUGGGGAGGGGGUUGAGUAAGUGUCAUCUAUGUUGGCAUGAAAGAGCCAUAACCACUGAAGCCACUGGUGGGCUCUGAUAAGACCAGCUGUCUCCUCUCUCAAGGGCCAAAAAUCAAUCCCACUGCAUUACAGUGCUGAUAGUGCGGUAAUAUCAACACGCCAGCUCUCCAGUGCAGACAUCACAAAAACAAAGCAUGUCACUUGCGUAUGAUGUUUGUCUUUUACUAAUAAUGUGAUUAAGAGGCGAUGGGUUAUACUGUGAAACAAUUUUUCCAAGGAAAAAUGCAAUUCCCUUUAUUAAAGAAGCAACAAACCACCUUCAGUACUCUAAUGAUGACAGAGGAGCAUGUUACCGGCUCUAAGUGAUCAUCUAUGAGCCAAUUCUUUUGACUAAUUAAUGUGUUAUAUCAUUUUUGUCUUACAAACAUUGCCUUUGAUGAUCUCACAAGAAGCUAUGGACGUUUGUCUGCCAUAAUAACAUGUUUGUGUUAAUGUUUGUUGUCAUCUUUCUGUUGCUCUAAUGACUGUAUUAUAUUUUUUUGUUUUGACAUAUUUGAGGAAAUUUUACCUGCAGAACUACACAUCUGGUUUACAUUCUCAUUCAUCUCUGGUGCACUACGUGAUCAAUCAGUUGUAUUUUCAUGCAUUACGUGCCUUCGUCUGACACUUUCUGUUAAAUUAAACAAGGCUUUUUAAUCAA